GUUGACAUCAUGGACAUAUGUGAGUCAAUCCUGGAGAGGAAGCGGCAUGACAGUGAGAGGUCUACAUGCAGCAUCUUGGAGCAGAACGACAUGGAAGCUGUCGAAGCUCUUGUUUGCAUGAGCUCCUGGGGUCAGAGAGCCCAGAAAGGGGACCUUUUAAAGAUAAGACCCCUCACACCUGUCUCUGACUCUGGGGAUGUCACCACCACUGUGCACAUAGACGCAGCUGCACCUGAGCUACCAAAAGACUUCCAUUCCUUAUCAACUUUGUGCAUGACUCCUCCUCAGAGUCCUGACCUCGUGGAGCCAUCGACAGGAACACUUGUUCCUUCCCAAGUAACUGAUUCCAAAGCACCCGUGGUCGUGGCCAUCCCCCCAGCCUCUACUGGGGCAGCCAGAGUGCUGAGCAGGAGGGCAGAGAGGGGCCUGCCUGGUAUGAAGCCAGAGCUGCUGGAGCCAGCUGCCAGCUCUCACUGCAGGGCCAUGGUGACAAGUGUCAUUUGCCACACUGGGGGGAGUCCUUCUCCUGCCCACGUUCCUACCACCCAGACUCAAGAAUACCAACUUUCAGCCAACAGAGAAGUAGAAGCACAGAUUCCAAGAUGUACUGAAGCUUUGCAGGACACACACCUCACAGACAGUUUGCUCAAAGUUAACUCAGUGUCUUGUCAGCCUUGCUCAUACAAGUCUGGUGGCCUGAUCCCUGCUGAUAAAGGCCAGCAGGAGGUAGGGUGGCCUGUUGCAAUUCAGUCCUGCUCACCAAAGAAUUAUGAAAAUGACUUGCCAAGGAAAGCCACCCCUCUGAUUUCUGUCCCCAUUCCUAGUCCCCCUGUCCUUUGCCAAAUGAUCCCUGUGACUGGACAAAGUGGCAUGUUACCAGCUUUUUUGAAGCCACCCCCCCAAGUGUCUGCAGGGACUGUCAAACCCAUCUUACCCCACGCUGCUCCAGUGCCCCAGCCUGUGUUUGUGGGACCAUCUGUGCCUCAGGGAACUGUGAUGCUGGUUCUGCCCCAGGGGGCCCUCCCCCAGCCUGCCACGUGUUCAUCGAGUGUAAUGGCUGUUGGAAAUACCAAGUUCUUGCCCCUUGCCCCUGCUCCAGUGUUCAUUGCAUCCAGUCAAAACUGUGCCCCUCAGGUAGACUUUUCCCGAAGGAGGAACUAUGUUUGCAACUUCCCAGGCUGCCGGAAGACCUACUUCAAAAGUUCCCACCUCAAGGCUCAUCUCCGCACUCACACAGGAGAGAAGCCUUUCAGCUGUAGCUGGGAUGGCUGUGAUAAAAAAUUUGCUCGCUCAGAUGAACUCUCUCGCCACCGCAGAACUCACACUGGGGAGAAGAAGUUUGUGUGCCCAGUGUGUGAUCGGCGUUUCAUGCGCAGCGACCACCUGACAAAGCAUGCCCGGCGCCACAUGACAACCAAGAAGAUCCCUGGCUGGCAGGCGGAGGUCGGCAAACUCAACAGAAUUGCUUCAGCGGAGAAGCCUGGGAGCCCGCUGGUGCGCAUGCCAGCGUCUGCGUGACGGGUCUGCCAGGGAAUUGCGGAUGGAAAUUUGUAAAAGCCUGCUUUCAGGAAUGGAACUGAUGAUUUUCUCUCCAAAAUAAAAAGUCUUGAGGGCUAGGGGAAGGUAGAGAGCUGGUUCUGAUGAAGGCAUGUUGACUUGUUUUCUUGGUUGGGACCCUGUUCAGUAUCUUUUGCAGUUUCAGAAGUUCUUUUAAGGAAAUGGAAGGAAAGUUGAUAAGCUAAGUCACCAGCAUUCAAACAAACAUUUCGGCAAUAAAUCUUACAAAAUCGGGAUUUUUACAACCUUUCUAUUCAUGUUUUGUAGAAACGUGACAGGGUACUAAUUUUUAUACUGUUUUUUAUAAAAAAUUUUUAUUGGUGCUCAAAUCACUAAUUUCUAGAUAGAUGAUUUUACAGUCUUUUCAGUAUUUAACAUUUUAAUUAUACCCUUACUUUUAGUACAAAAGUUGGAAUAUUAUUUAGCCAAAAAAAUUUACAACUUUGUAAUUAGGCCUUUUAGAUCUAAGAAUUUUCUAGAAUCAGAACUGGUUGAGCAGGGGCCUCUUAAAUAAAUGGGAGAGGAAAAAAAAUUUUAUAGUCAGCUUCUUCAUAACAUUUUCAAGAGAAAUACCAAGCAACCGUUCCUUUAAGGCUGUAGCCCAAGGAAUUAAAAUUUUGGUUAAGUAGAACUUAGUCACCCGUGUCUGUGGUGUGACUUGUGAGGAAUGUACUCCAGAGGAUAACUUAAAAUACUCAAUAGAUACCCGGUGAGCAGAGAGCUGCCGUAGGAUCUGAGUGUCUGUUCUGCCGCGAGCACACCGUUCACAGUCUCAUUUGUACCUCAAACACCAAAAAAGGUGAUGUACGCACUCAAACUCAGCUGCUUUGUUUGUUGUCAGUUUGACUUCUUUUGCUGUGGCCUUAUCCAAGUAUUUUGUGGGUAAAGUAACUUCCUAGAGAAAAAGGAAAUGUCCUUAGUAUUUGGAGGAACUUCCCACCAAAGUACAGCUUAUCUGAGGUGGGGGCACGUGCAGAUGGUGCAGCUCCAGUGUUCUGAUUUCUUUAUUAAGUAUUAAGAACUAUGGGAAAUGCAAGCUACACUAAAUGGCAGUAAUACUGCCCAGCUGUCCUUUCAUUCAUUUUAUUUGAAGGAAAUUGUUUUGAUCAAAUGGAGAAUUACUUGGGAGUGGGGUGUUCUGCAGUCUGCCUAGAAAGCAGACCAUGGGCGUCACUGUGAAGCUGUGUGAGCACAGGUCUGAGCAUUACAGAGACUGCGCCCCGGGUCCGGGAGGCCACGAGCUUGCUUUUGUUGGGCAGUGUUGGGAAUCCAGCAACAGAACACAUGUAAGGAAUGUGGGGAUGUUGCUCUGCUCUUGGAGCCUGCAAAUGGUUUUUGUUGUGCCAUAUGUAUUUAGAUUCUGUCUUUGGCUCUUAGUUAUUGGCAUUUACCUUUAUUAAAACGAUGGUAAGGUGAAAUACUGAAUAAAUAUAAUUAGGUUUUGUGUUCAGGCCUUCCUUUAGUCUGAGAACGCUCUCCUGGUCGUUCACUGUAUGUUACUUGACACCCUUUAAAUUACCCUCUAGUAUCAGCCGCUAAGUGACAGGUCUGUAGGUGAGGGCUGUGUGUUUAGGAGGCUUCCAUGUCUUUGGACACUUCUGUAGUUGAGUAUUCCUCCUGGUCAUGAGACAUACUACAGUUACAAAAGAACUGUAAUUAAAUGUACAUAGUUUGUGUUUCCCCACCACCCAGUCCUUCCUCCCACUACUCGUAUCUUAAAUCAGCAUAAACAUUUCUGUGUGUAUGCUGUAAAUGGCAUUAAAUGGGAUAUUUCUCUUAGUUAUACAAAAUAACGUUAAUCCUACUAAUGUUCUGGUGGAUAAUACAACGUCUUUGAGUAUUUGGUUGCUUGUCACGUUGAACUUCAUUCUCUGAGCAAUGUAGUUAGUUUCCAAACAAUAGAUGUGUUUUUAAAAAAAGUUUUGAUUUAUACUUCCAUUUCCUGAUGAGAUUUCGAAGUACCUUCUGUAAACAACAGUUUUUGGCCCUCUGUUUGUCGAUUGAAAAACUGUAAGUUGGGAAACAGCUUCAUCUGAAAAAUGCAGUUGGAGAACCAGCGCCUGUGGUGUGUGUUCAGUGUAGAGUCCCUCCGCUGCGGCCCGGCUGUCAGAGGAGGGCACUUCCCCAGUGCACUUUACUGCCUGAGCAAUUUUGCUUGAUCUCUUUUGACUUUGAGCCUUCUAAGUAGUUUCAGUAAUAAAAUUUUAAGUGUUUCAGAAUUAUGUUUUAUGUAACAGACUUUGACUUAUUUAAAUGAAUAUGUGCGAUGUAACUUUUUUCUUUGAAUCAUAUAAAAACAUUUUUGAUUUGCAAAC
Messenger RNA from Vicugna pacos (alpaca), 3872 nucleotides. Lineage: Eukaryota; Metazoa; Chordata; Mammalia; Artiodactyla; Camelidae. The record is from RefSeq and is a predicted model, not a curated record.